CGCAUUCGAAACAUUACGCUACCAUCUCCUAGUUUAGAUCAUCAGUUUGUCUUUAUGUGAUGUUUGUGUCACUCCUGAUUAUUCUCGGUUGAUUUCUGUACCAAACAUAAACUCACGAACUGCUAACAACCCCCCAUUACUUCAGAAUAAACACAAACUAACCAAAGCCUGACGUUACAGAAGUGUGAUGCGUAGAAAGAUAGAGAUCUCUAGAUCCCCUAGUGGCUAUGGCUUUCGUCUGAGGAACGAAUGUCCCUGCCUCAUAGAUCAUGUUUUAACUGGAUCUGCUGCAGAAAAAUCAGGGGUUCGGACUGGUGAUAUAUUGCUCAAAGUAAAUGGUGUGGAUGUGUUCAAUGUUUCACACGAAGAAGUUGCUUUGUUGAUUUGGCAGUGUCGCACAAAGUUAUAUAUCGAGGUGGUUUCACAAGAAUCAGAACUUAGUCAGUGCAUCACCAGUCCAUCGGAAGUCAGUUCAUUAAACUCACGCUGUAUGAUUGGUUGCAAACAGAAAACCUUCUAUAGAUCAACCUCCAUGUUUGUUUAUGUAGGCUGUGUACCUGUGCCCACCGAUUUUAAGUCAUGCAUAAAAGAUCUGUCAGUUCUAAGAAGGAAAACCAACUCUAUGGUUAAUAAAAUACAAGUCAACUCCAUCUCAAUUUGUCUGGUCAGUGUCUCAGACGUUCUUCAAGUUCGCCUUCAUGAUACUUACAUUGCGAAAUACCCGGCUAGCUGUUUGUAUGCAGCUGGUCUCGUUGAUUUCGAUGAAAAGUUCUUUUACGUUGUUACUCGCAGUAGGACCAAAGGUAAUAAUGCAAUGUGUGGUGGAAGAACUGCUUCUGUUAAGUCAAUGAACUGUCAUGUAUUCAGAACACUACCAGCAAAAUUUUUAUCGCAUUCGGGUCAUAUUACAAUAGCGAAAACGUUCGGCAUACACUGUUCGUAUGACCGCUUGACUGGUGAAUGCUGUAAUUUUCCUUCCAGCACAACUUGCACAUUGUCGUAUUUACACGCUAUGUUGGCGAACGCAGGAUUACGCAAUACUAUGGAUAUUGGGGAUCUCCAGAGCAUUUCGAGACGAAGUUCUGAAAUCUACCACACUCCACCUGAUAUUUCUUCAGCAGGAUUCCAGUUGAGACCAAACUCAAUGACUCUAAGUUUCCAAGAUCCAAGCCAUCAUGCUAAUCAAGCAAAUGUUUCUCAUUAUCAUUCUGGGAAUUUCUCAGUGGAUAAAUGUGUUUCGCCUAAAAGAUCUCGUUCUUCUCUUCCUGAACCAAUAAAUCCUAAUUUGAUCUCAAAGUUUUUAAAGGCCACUUCAUCAUUAAGCUCACGAAUUGUGGGUACGAAGAAUUCUCUUGAAACGAUAAAAUCGAAUUGUGAUGAACAAUCACCAAAAAUCAAUUGUUUCAGUUCUACUACAAUUGAAAGUGAAGAUAUCGAAAAUAUAGAGCCAUCAAAUCCAGCAUCAUGGGCGAAAGAUUUUGAUAAUCUUUUGAAUGACGCUGUUGGUUGUAAUGAAUUUAGGAAAUUUCUGAUAACGGAAUUCAGUGCUGAGAAUCUUGAUUUCUUGCUUUCAGUCCGUAGUUGGCGUCAUGCCUUCGAAGCCGAAAAUGUUAAAGAAAAGGCAAAUGAAAUAUUCAAUAAAUUCUUAGUUCCUGAUGCUCCUCAAGCUGUAAAUGUAGAUCAUGCAGCCAUAAAGUCUGCCUCAUCUUAUCUAUCACAUCCUCAUAUAGACAUGUUCUUGGAAGCCGAAAAUCAGGUAUAUAUAUUAAUGAAAACUGAUUCAUUCCCACGAUUCUUAAAUUCUUCAAAUUAUUCAUUCAUAUUAAAUAAUUUCAAUGCAAAUAAAUCUACUACUAGAAAGUCAACUGUACUGAAUCAUUCAAAAAUUUUCAAGAAUAAAUCAGAUAUUUCUUCUUCUAUAAUAAAUAAAAUGUCUUCAAAAAUUUUGACAACUAAUAAUCAAAUUGUCAAUGAUGAAAAUAAGUUGAUAUCAUCGAAAGUAGAAAUAAGUGAUAAUAAUAAUACACAUGCUGCUAUUGCUCAAUUAAAUAAAAAUAAAAGUUUAAUUGUACUUGAAAAUGAUGCUGAUGAUACUGUUACACCCGGUGCUAAAAUUCAGAGAAAUUUAAACAAGGAAUUUAAUGCUAAAAGUUUCAAGUCAAAUUUAAUAAGAUUAAAAAGGUGAUGAACAGUCCAUGUAUAGGUUUGAGUGAAUUAUCACAAGAAAAUGGAUUUCGUUGAUAUUAAGAGAUGAUGACAAUGGACAAUUUUUAUGACAAAUGAGAGCGCGUAUUUAUUCUACUGUACAUAAUAGGAAACUGCACAUACUUUGUUUUAUUGACAUGACCAAU
Messenger RNA from Schistosoma turkestanicum, 2351 nucleotides. The record is from the annotation of a GenBank genome assembly. NCBI's taxonomy places the organism in Eukaryota, Metazoa, Platyhelminthes, Trematoda, Strigeidida, Schistosomatidae.